Messenger RNA from Mauremys reevesii (Reeves's turtle), 1587 nucleotides. RefSeq names its product apoptosis-associated speck-like protein containing a CARD. The record is from RefSeq and is a predicted model, not a curated record. The transcript is spliced from 6 exons. Bases 123 to 830 code for a protein of 235 amino acids. Gene Ontology annotation, biological process: innate immune response; regulation of apoptotic process; inflammatory response. NCBI's taxonomy places the organism in Eukaryota, Metazoa, Chordata, Testudines, Geoemydidae.
ACUUUGGCACUGAUUAUACGGUGUGCUGCUCUCCAGAGGCAGAGAUAACACCCAAAAAACUGACAUUUUCCUAUACAAGUUGGGAGAAUCGGCAGCCCUUCAUUGAAGUCUUCAUCGAGGAAAUGAAGAGGAGUGUGCAGCUCAGCGUGACAGAGAGCUCAUCCGAUGAACCUCGCUGGGAGGCCACAUUGAGACCAAAAGAUGUUAAACGUGAUGCAUCGUCAGGAGAACACCACGCAGGAGGCGGCACAGGGAAGACAAUGAGAGACCACCUCCUGGACACCCUGAAAAACCUCCGAAAGGGAGAGCUGAAGGAGUUCAAGAGCAAACUGACUGACCUUGAGCUGGAGGAGGGAUACGACCACAUACCGCGAGGCCACCUGGAGAAUACAGAGCCAGUGGAGAUCCUUGACCUGCUGGUCAAACAUUAUGGAAAUGAUUAUGCGGUGAAGGUGACCACGAUGGUGCUGGAAGCCAUCAACCAGAGAGACCUGGCAGAGAGAUUGAGAAGUGCAGGGAGCAGGGGGGAGGGGUUGAGCUCAGGGGGCCCCUCAGGGGCUAGAGGGGGGGGAUUCAGGUGUUUUGUCGACCGGUACAGAGAACAGCUGAUCCAGCGGGUGACAGCAGUGGAUUGCAUCCUGGAUAAAUUGCAUGGCUCUGUUCUAAGUGGAGAGCAAUAUCAGUGGGUGAGAUCUGGGAGCACCAACCCAGAGAAGAUGCGGAAGCUGUAUGAACUAGUGCCGAGCUGGGACACGGCAUGCAAGAACCAGUUAUAUCAGGAGCUGAAGGCCACACAUCGACACCUCGUUGAUGAGCUAGAGAGGCAAUAGUGGGGAGUACCCAGAAGCCAUUGCUACCAGCCAUCCUGGAAGCUAUUCCUGCGUCUCCUGAUUCCAAAGAGUUUCCUGGACAGUUGACAGCUGAUGGACAAUGAUACAAAAUAAAACCUACUCCCUCUUCACUCUCCCAUCCAGUUAGAUGACUCUGGUUUAAUGCUAACCAGCAGAUGGCAGACUGGGAGCUCUUGGGCAUAGCUCAUCUGAUUUCUUCCCCCCCCCCCUCCCCCCGCCCCAUGUAGAUUUUCAAUUAAAUGAAAAGGGGGAAAAAACAUUUAGGUCAAAAUUAUCUCUGGAAUAUUUUUGAUUUUUUUCACUGGAAAAUGGAAACAUUUUGAUUCAGAAAUGCUGCCUCUGUGCCUGAUGGGAGUUGUAGUUUGGGAGCCUCAUGCUCCCAGCGGCGGAGAGUGCCUGGUGGUUCUACAUCUCCCAUGAUGCGCUGUGAUCUCCCCUUUCGGGAGCUGUGCAUCUGGGGUCCUUAGCCAUGGAGCAUCUUGGAAGAUGUAGUCCAACUGAUGAGCCCAGCCCACCCAGGAGAAUGUGGCCAUGAGGGAAAUAGACAAGACAGAGGAACAGAAAGAGACAGGAGGGGCUAGAUUCAUAAAGAAACUUUUAGGGGCCUAGUGGGGGGUUGUGAAUCCCAGAGGGGCCUGAUCCUGGGAUUUAGGUGCCUAACAUGGCAGGUAGGCACUUUAUCUACAUAAGAACGGCCAUACUGGGUCAGACCAAAGGUCUAUCUAGCCAAGUAUCC